AUGGCAUUGGAUGCACAAGACACUAUGGAGCAAAAGCAACUGGUGCUGCCAGAUUUACAAAUAUAUUCUACAUUGAAUGGUGAAAUAACCCCUUUUUGGAGAGAAAAGUACGAAAAAGAUGCUAAGAAGUAUUGGGAUGUCUUCUACAAACGACAUCAAGACAGAUUCUUUAAGGAUCGGCACUAUUUGGACAAGGAAUGGGGACAUUACUUUUCUGACUGUGGUCUCAAGACUUCGAUAAAGGAGGAUCCCCGACAUCGACGUCAUAAGGUCUCGAUGAAAAAAGGCAACCAUCUCACCUGGGAUCGACAGUGGAAGAGGGAGGUUAUAUCGGGAAACUCGACUGGUUCAGCCCAGGUUAAUGGAGCUCCGCUAACUUCUCACCCUUGUUCUUCUUAUACUAUUGGGACGCUGAAAAUUUCACCAUUACUGAAACAGGAAGAAGGCCAAUCCUUGACAGUGUGGAAGAGGGAGGUUAUAUCGGGAAACUCGACUGGUUCAACCCAGGUUAAUGGAGCUCCGCUAACUUCUCACCCCUGUUCUUCUUAUACUAUUGGGACGCUGAAAAUUUCACCAUUGCUGAAACAGGAAGAAGGCCAAUCCUUGACAGUGGUAUAUGGGGACUGUGGUCUCAAGACUUCGAUAAAGGAGGAUCCCCGACAUCGACGUCAUAAGGUCUCGAUGAAAAAAGGCAACCAUCUCACCUGGGAUCGACAGUGGAAGAGGGAGGUUAUAUCGGGAAACUCGACUGGUUCAACCCAGGUUAAUGGAGCUCCGCUAACUUCUCACCCCUGUUCUUCUUAUACUAUUGGGACGCUGAAAAUUUCACCAUUGCUGAAACAGGAAGAAGGCCAAUCCUUGACAGUGGUAUAUGGGGUACCUAAAUCUCUGAAUAUAGUGGAGCUGCACGAAUAUGAAAUUGUUUCGUAUGUGUUAAAAUCACCAGUUGUUGAAGUAACUGGGGUGAUAAUAUUUAACGAGGAGAACGACAAAAGGGUAGUGGAAAGUGCUAGUAAUAAUAAUAAGGUUGAAAAUGCUUUAAUGAUGUUUCUGGUUGCAAUAAGUUGGGGUGCAAAUUAG
Ilex paraguariensis (yerba mate) is the source of this 1080-nucleotide messenger RNA. NCBI's taxonomy places the organism in Eukaryota, Viridiplantae, Streptophyta, Magnoliopsida, Aquifoliales, Aquifoliaceae. The record is from the annotation of a GenBank genome assembly.